AUCAGUGCUGCCAAUCAGUGCCACCUAUCAGUGCCAUCAGUGCCACCUAACAGUGCCAGUCAGUGCUACCUAACAGUGCCCGUCAGUGCCGCCUAUCAGUGCCAGUCAGUGCUGCCUAUCAGUGCUGCCUAUCAGUGCCAUACAUCAGUGUCAUGUAUCAGUGCUGCCUUUCAGUGCCCAUCAGUGAUGCCGGUCAAUGCCUAUCAGUGCAACCUACCAGUGCCUCCUCAUCAGUGCCCAUCAGUGCCACCUAUCAGUGUCCAUCAGUGCAGCCUCAUUAGCGCGCAUCAG
Molecule: messenger RNA, 291 nt
Organism: Staurois parvus
Lineage: Eukaryota; Metazoa; Chordata; Amphibia; Anura; Ranidae
Source: the annotation of a GenBank genome assembly